Molecule: messenger RNA, 2023 nt
Organism: Strongylocentrotus purpuratus (purple sea urchin)
Lineage: Eukaryota; Metazoa; Echinodermata; Echinoidea; Camarodonta; Strongylocentrotidae
Exons: 2
Coding region: 552-1484 (310 amino acids)
Source: RefSeq, a predicted model, not a curated record
CUAACAACUCCAAAAUCUUUUCAUCCAUACAGCUCUUUUCUUCUUCUUUUAUCAUCAUCUCCUUGCGUUCCUCUCCAUGCUCGUGAUAAAUCGAUACAAAGUGCAAAGCUCUCUGGACGUACACACGAUAUUGUUUGGAAUAACUUUGUUCGCCCGCGGAUCCGUCCAAUAAAGAUUUUCGCCAAAGUGGAAAGAUUCAACAAGCUCGAGUGCGACGGUGUUUUGUCCACUGAAGUGUAUGACAGCAGUCGUAAGAGAUCCAUAUAUCUGACAAAACACAACGAUAUAUCAUAGAGUUUUUAGUAAUUUGAUCAUUGGGUUAUAUAUUUUUCUUAAAACGUUCUUCAGAAGACAAAUGGCAGCAUAAUCAUCGAACUGCGGUCAAGUUUGGGGGUGAAUAUUAUAUCGCCUAGUUCAAUGACAGCUGUAUCAUGUGAUUCGACGACUUUGAAAUCGGUCCAAGGUGACGUCACAAAGGAACUGGAAAGACGAUGAGAGACUAAUAUCGGGGAUUCUCUUUGCACGUGUCUGACACCGAAAAGGGGGACAGAAUGAACGAAGAGAAGGCUAAACCAGUCAGCGCCCCUUCGCGGGUAACAAGUCGGGACGAUGUCUGGAGGGACAUCCGCAGCUGGGCUAAACCCAGUCGACGAACUGACGACGACGACGAUGAAGAAGGCGGUGAACAGGGCCGCAUCAUUGGUUCCCAGGUCAAAGACAAUAUCACAGAGCAACGGCUCCUCGAAAACAGACUCCUUGAUUUAUCGAAAGAGAGGUAUAAGUUUAUUGUUCAUGUCGCAUGGCAGAGGAAAGCGUUUAUGGACAAGCAGAAAUGUAAGACGAGUGUGAUGAAGGACCUGCUACGAAAUGUCGAGACCGUGGAUACGAGUGCACCGGCAGUUCAAAAGGGAAAGAAUCAGCGGAGUCGGUUGAACGAGAAACUCGAAACUUACCGCGAUCUGGUGCGUAAGACAUACAGUGAGCAACGCAAGAAGGAACUGCAGACGUGCCAAACGGAUCCGGAAGAAAUCAGGCCGAUCAUACCGGGAACGUACGACGAUCCGUUGUACAAAACCGAACCGACAUUCAGCGCGCGGAACAAGAAGCGAAGCGCGUUCGAAUCGGGUAGGCGACGAGGACCACAGAAUCCGACGAUGUUUCCCGCGAUUCAACCGCCUGAAAAGACCCGACAGCAGAGCGUACCGCCGAACCACAUGCGACGUGGUAUGAGCCGCGGGAGCAGCACCAACCGCUUACCGGACACAGCCGGGAUGAGACCGGGUGUAGCAACCGCUCCAGGACACAACGGUACAAUGACGUCAUCAGCAGAACGCAUCCCUCGCUAUUUAAAAUACCGCUCGGUUUACGACGGAAGGUUUAAAGGACUUGAGAGGUCCCUGUCGGCGAGUUACGACGGCAAGUCAGGACCGAGCAUUGAGAACAUUUUGAAUGGGUUGCCGCGGAGCAUGUCUGUUGCCCUAUAGCUCACAACAGCUUCAUGAAAUAUAUUGGCUGCCUCAAAGCUGAGUUGAACCUCCCUCAAACUUUGCCGUGAUGGAGGCAACUCGAGGUGAACUCGGGACAUCUAAUGUCACUACGAGUAACUACGAUUAGCGCCGAGUCACAUCGAGUCAUUUACGAUUAUGUACGAACUGUGCCGAGCUCGCUCGUGAUCCCACGCAGAGAGUGAGGCGGACUUAAUGAUGGUCAUCAAAACUAAAAAUCUGAAAUAAAUCUCUUUUUUGUGUCAUUGAUUUAUUAAAGAGAAGAUUGACCCAAAAUGUAUGAAUCAUACCACAUCAUCAACUGGGUGUCACGUCAUAGUGCGAGUGCAACAUGCUUUAACCAUGCAGGGGGGGGGGGGGGGUGGUGUGGUGGUGAAAGUCUACUACUAACACGAUUGCAAGUACUUUCAAAAAUCGAUCUAAGAAAGUUUCAUUUAUCCUGUCCAUAACAUAUUGAAAUGAUUUCUAUGAGAUGUACAGUGAGGUAUUGUAAUUGCCCUUGAGUUGAUUAACUGAAA